Molecule: messenger RNA, 1551 nt
Organism: Moesziomyces antarcticus
Lineage: Eukaryota; Fungi; Basidiomycota; Ustilaginomycetes; Ustilaginales; Ustilaginaceae
Product: RNA polymerase iii subunit rpc34
Exons: 1
Coding region: 1-1551 (516 amino acids)
Biological process (GO): transcription by RNA polymerase III
Cellular component (GO): RNA polymerase III complex
Source: RefSeq, a predicted model, not a curated record
AUGCCCAGGGCCUCCUCCUCCUCCGCCUCGGUGGGCGGCUCCAAGCUCACCAAGCUCGAGUCGGCGCUCUACCGAGCCGCACAGUCCGCUCGUGGCGGCGUCAUCACCCAGGACCAGAUCACGGACCAGUUCAAGCAUGAGCAGCUUCACGACCAGCUCGAGGCCAUCAACGGCCUGCUCAAAAAGAGCCUCUUCACCGUCCAGACCCUCAACGGCUCCAUCCAGUAUGCCGCCACGGCCAAGGCGGAAGCGAGCAUGAUGGGAAAGCUCGACGAGACCGAAAACAUGGUCUACCAGCACAUCAAGGACUCGCGCAAUGAGGGAAUCUGGACCAAGCAGCUCAAGGCUCGCUCGGGCCUGCAUCAGACCAUCAUCAACCGCUGCCUCAAGUCGCUCGAGCAGAAGCAGCUCGUCAAGGCCGUCAAGUCGGUCAAGUACCCGACUCGCAAGAUCUAUAUGCUCUACGGCCUCACUCCGUCCAUCGAGCUCUCGGGAGGCCCGUGGUAUACGGACAACGAGCUGGAUACCGGAUUCAUCAAUGAGCUCUCCAUGGCGUGCCUCAACUUUAUCCGCUCCAAGUCGUUCCCGAAGAACGGCCAGUCCAGAGCGCUCUUUCCCACCUCCCACACCUCGCAGCUGCCGUCCGCCAACACCGUGCACACGUACCUCCGCAGCUCGGGGCUCACCGAGACCGAGCUCGAGCUCGAACACGUCGUGUCGCUGCUCGAUAUCCUCGUGUACGACGAGCAGAUCGAAAAGAUCCCUGUGCUUCCUUUUGCUUUCGGCGGAGGCGCUCGCACGAACGGUCUCGACGACGACGACGACUUUACCGAUUCGGGCACGUCAUCUGGAGGCAGUGGCUCGGAUAGCGACAGUGAAAGCGGGUCGGACAGCGAAUCGGAAGCGCAGGAGACCGGUUCGGACAGCGACGCACCACGCAAAAAGGUCAAGAAGGAGAGCAAAGGUCACGACGACUCGGGCAGCGACGACGAGGACGACGCGCCUGUCUCGAGCCGCAAGCGCAAGCGUUCGUCGGGCAAGUCAUCUUCGCGCAAGAAGAGCAAGUCGUCCUCCAAGCGCAGUAGCAAGUCCAGGGACAAAAAGUCGCGCUCACGGUCGCGGUCUCGAUCCCGCUCGCGUUCUCGAUCGCGCUCUCAUGCCGCCUCGGACUCGUCCGACGCGAGCGGCUCCGAAUCCGACGCAUCCAGUGCGUCUUCUGCAUCCUCGGGGCGUCGACGCAGCAGCAAGAAGCGCAACGGCAGGUCGGCCGCGCGCUCUGGCGGUGGGGGUGACUUUGUGCCGUUUGUCUACCGCGCCGUGCGCCCACACGCCGUCAAGGUCGGCUGGACCGAAACGCCGUGCGGCCACUGUCCCGUGUUUGACUUUUGCGACGACACCGGGCCCGUCAAUGCAGAGAGCUGCCAGUACUACGGCGGCAAGCACGACGAGCUCGGCCGCAAACUCACCAACGGCUGGAUCGACACUGUUGCCGACGGCGAUGACGAGGACGACGCAGAAGACGCCGACAAGGACGACGCGCCGCUCGAGUGA